AUGCCGCGUCGUGGCGUUCCGGACGAGGCCGUCCGGGUCUCGCGGACCGCGGAAGAUCCGGCGCUGCGGGAACUCGAACGUCGUUUGAACGAAGACGUCGACGAAGAUUUCUUCGAAGAACCCCGACGAUUCAAUACGCUCCAUCGCGUCAUUGACGUGCUGGGAUUGCAAAUGAUUGACGACGCCACCACGCUCGGGGGCGACGAAACGGCACCGCUGCACGCCAAUCCGGCCUACCGCAAUCUACAAACCCAACAAGACGUGGUAGAAGGAGGUGUGUGUGUACCUGCCCAACCCAAUGGAAAUCAGCCCCACGCCACUAGCCACUUCUCACGCACGUUUCCUGUACGAUUGAUAGCCAUUGAGCACAUGGCGGUAAUUCACUGCGCCGAUCUCAAUGGCAGUGUCAUUCAGGUGGGACAGGUGGCACGGCACUUUACGGACGCCGUGGGCAAGGUCCGAACCCUCCGGCACCAGGUACGCGAAGUACAGAACGCACUCGGGGCCAACGCUCCCCGAUCCUCCAAUCCCAACGAAGCCACCUUGUCUACACCACUGCGUACCACGCCCCGCUCCCACAACAACGCCGCCGCCACCAGUCUCCGCGAACUAUGGCUCAAGAAAUUGGAAUGCGAAGCAACCCUGGCCCUCUUGGAUCGGUUGGACGUCAUACGGGCCGCCCCGGCCAAAUUCGAUCGACUCGUGCAAGGCAACCCCAUGGUCCCUUGUCGUAUCGGAGCAGCCGUACUCAUACUCUCACAGGCACUGACUGUCAUGUUUGCCGAUGAUGUGGCGCAAGUACAGGCUCUCCACAAGAUUAUGGAACAAUUGUUGUUGCGCAAACAAAAGGCGGAAGAAAUUGUGUGGGACACUCUCGCGGACGUGCUCUAUUUGCGCACGGCCAACGGCACGCUGCCGCAAAAAGUCACCCCCCAACACCAGAAUGCCGUCGAACACAAGAACGUUUCCGGUGGACACUCCGUCUCGUCGGAAUCACGACGCAGUGGAGCCCGCAGCCGGGUAGCCUUCCGCAUACCGGCACCCGCCACGCCGCUCAUGCACGCCACCCGCAGUCGCGACGGCAUGGUCAAUCCCUUUGUCAGUGCCAAUCUGCAUUACACCCUCGACCACAAUGACGACUUGGACCACGACUCGGUCGUCUCCGAUGCGUCACACGCUAGUUUAUUCAGUAUCGAAGACUGGGACGAUGACAAUUCCCUGGCCGGUGGUGCCGGACAACCCCACCACGCACGCACCGCGUCAUCGAGCGGAUCCGUGGGCAGUACGGAAGCCGGUGGUGCGACCAAGACACACGCGUCCCCGCGGAAUACACGGCGUACCAUGAUUCCCAUUCCCAUGAUGGAAGUCGAACUCGAUUUGGAAGCCGACGAACGCCGGUGUUUGGAAGACUUUGCCUUGUCCAUGCUGGGUCGAUCCCGCCAACAACCGACCGCCACCACACCAAGAGACCGUCAUCCCCAUGGUGUUCGAACCCCGCGCUACAACGAUCCCGUCCUGGCCUUGCGAAUUCUAGCCGAUUGCCUCACGCAUUUGCAGCGCUUGGACGAUUUGGAACGCGUCCUACACGAAUCCUUGCCCAAGGAAAUUCGUGCCAUUAUUCAACGCGAACAGAUUCACACUUUUGCGCGGUUGGAGAAAUCGCGACCUAAAAGUAUUCGGGAAACCAAGGCGGACACGAUGCAAGAAUUUCGUCGCCAUUUAGCCGCGCUCUUGUCCGCCUUUGGAAACGUCAUGGUCCGACUCUCGCAUUUGGCCCAAAUUGUGCGCUUUCGAAUCAGUGCGGAUCGAGAAUUGGCGCAGAAAAUGGAAUCUCCCAGCUCCUUUCUACGGUCCGUCUUGUCCACAGCCUACGAAAUCAUGCAACGCGAAAUCAAAGAAUUUCUUAAGGCGUGUCUCGUUCCUUCGGAUCAGUCCCAUAACGGCGUCGAUGCCGCCAUGGGUAAGCGGUCGAGUGGUUACGAGCGGGGGUUGUUCUCGCUCGGCAUUGUCGAGUCCGAAAGCGCCAACAAGGACCUGGCGUCGACCCAGAAGCAGAGUGCAACGCGCAGCAACGUGAUGGAAAUGACGGCCAGCAAGUUCGUGGCAUCGGUGCUCUUUUCCAAAACCAAAAGCGAGCCUAAUGUACGCCACGCGUUAACGUUCCGACGCAGUAUAGCCCGGUGGACUAUGGAAAACGAAGCCAUGAAGAAUGAAUUGGCCGUGUUGACGGGAGAGGACCCAUCAUCGCCUUCAUUUCGGGCGGCCGGUUACGAAAUGGCCAUCACAUAUUUGGACAAUAUUUUACAAAAGGAUUUGUUGCCUACUAUGCAAGAGCAGGCCGUCAACGGCACCGUCCGUGGCUUGGAACGCCGCGACGCCUUUGAUCCAAUUUUGGAUCGGGGCCUGUACGCACGACCGAAUUCGAGCGAACCGCAGGAUGUCGACAUGUGCGCCGCCUGCCAAGUUUUGUACGACGAGACAGCUCCACUGUUUGUGGCGUUGCAUCGUUUACCCCGCGGCGGUGAAAUGUAUUUGCCGACGGUGGCCGUUCUGGAGCACGUCGUUUUAACUUUCAGGUCGCGCAUCAAGAAGCAGAUCGCCGAACUGUGCGAAAAGAAAACAGCGCUUCAAGUGCUAUUGAUGGACGGGACGGAUGGUGUUUCAGCGGCAUCGGUACUGGAAAGACGCCGUCCGUUUGCUCUACUUCAGCGUGCCUAUGCACAUGGCGAGACUUUGGAAAUAGCCCCGGCCGUGGACGAAGGAAAGAAACAGUCGGGUAUUUUGCCGUUGUCACCUCCAGUAAAGGAUUCCGCCCCACGCCAGAGUAUUGGCGAUCUCAAAACCGACACUCCCGUGGAAGAUCUUGCGGACGAUGUUGAGGGGGAAACCAAGGUUUUCGAUCUCGAGCUCUCGUUCCUUGGCCAGUACCUCGACUUUGCGGGUGAUGACAAAUUGAAGGAAGUCAUUUGUUCAGACGAAGAGCUCAUGAAGAGUGCGACUCUUGCCCAUGGCUUGCUGAAACUCGCUACCCUUUUGGACAAUCGGCUGAUGGUGCGUGGAACAUCUGGUUACCAAAAGCCGCUCACAUCUACCCGAGCCCUUCGCGAAGCAAUCAAGACCAUCCGAGACAGUGGCUUUAAGUUGGCCAAAUUUUGUCGUCUGGACAUGAUUUUGCAAACUACUAGUAGACUUUCGAAGGUGUGCACGAGUUCAACACUAGUGGCACACGACGCGGUUCGUAUUCCAUCGAGCGUCAAUGAUCUUGGUGAAUAUAUGACAGGCGCCAGUGACAACUUACGGGAGGCUUGUGGCAACGCCGUAACAGCAUACAUUCUGUCAUCUCUGGAGCAAUACAUUCCACACUGUUUGAUGGAGACGGUCCGAGUCCUGGCUAAGGGCAAAGGAAUUAUCACGCGUGCUCCCUUGACAAUGAAUGGAAUUGAAGCCUUGGAUCGCAGUGGAUCAGUUUUGUACCGUGAUUUGAAGGGUGCUACAAGUUUCGACAAUUCAUUCUGGGACGUGGAACUAGCUGCUUAUUCCUUCGAGCAGUCCGCAAGCAUGAUGGCAAUGAUGGAGCUAGAAAUGGAGGAGCUAGAGGCGUUCUAUGCUUCAAACAAGGACGACUUUCAAGACGAAGACUUUGAACUCAUGUUUGGUAUGACUGGACCACGACGAAAGGGUAAUGUCGGCAGAUUCCAUAUGCUGAAACGCCGUUAGAAGUCAUCACCGCGAUUUGUAUCAUGCGCGUCGACACAAUUUUUGGAAAAGGAGGUUUCUUGGGGAUGUCCAAACAAACUAGCUUCAAUGUGUUCAACCUUUAUUAGUUGAA
Phaeodactylum tricornutum CCAP 1055/1 is the source of this 3829-nucleotide messenger RNA. RefSeq lists its product with no specific name. NCBI's taxonomy places the organism in Eukaryota, Bacillariophyta, Bacillariophyceae, Surirellales, Neidiaceae. The coding region runs from base 1 to 3717 and encodes 1238 amino acids. The record is from RefSeq and is a predicted model, not a curated record. The transcript has 5 exons. Gene Ontology annotation, biological process: exocytosis; Golgi to plasma membrane transport. Gene Ontology annotation, cellular component: exocyst.